This is a messenger RNA of Tilletiaria anomala UBC 951, 544 nucleotides long. RefSeq lists its product as uncharacterized. The annotation marks the transcript as partial. The record is from RefSeq and is a predicted model, not a curated record. Gene Ontology annotation, molecular function: ATP binding. NCBI's taxonomy places the organism in Eukaryota, Fungi, Basidiomycota, Exobasidiomycetes, Georgefischeriales, Tilletiariaceae. The transcript has 2 exons.
CAUGUGCCAACCUCGGGCCCAGCAAGAUGACAGGCUUUGAAUCUGGCACUGUCGAUGUAUCCCUAGGCGGCAGCAGCAAGGUGCGGAGCACCGUCGACAUCAAGAAGCUCGAAAAGCAGGAGGCCAAGGCUAGGGCCAAGUUGGCCAAGCGGGUGCAGCGGGAUCGGUACGAGAGCAGCAAGCUCGUCGAGAAUGCCAGGAGGCAGGAGAACUACGAGAUGUUCCUUAAGGUGAAGUCUCUGGAGACCGCAGGUGUCCGAGGCAAGAACAAAGACAUCAACUUGCUAAACAUCGAUCUCAACUUUGGCAACAACUGCAUCCUGACCAAUGCGACGCUCUCGCUCGCGAGGGGAAGGCGAUACGGUGUCAUCGGCCGCAACGGUGUGGGUCAAUCCACAUUGUUACGGAAGGUGGCGUUGAGGGAGAUCCUCAUUGUCUUACACACGUAUGCAAGGGUUAGCAACACGCCAGACGUGGUCGAAUUGUGGAGAUACUUCCUGGGUGAGCGGAGUGGGGCCGCGCCGCGCGCCGAACGUGACGUCAG